CAGUUGCUCAUCACACUCCGACUAGCACGGAACAAAAAAUUUUGUUUAGUUUUAGAGCUUCGGUUUGGUUUUCGGGUUUCAGUGACUUUUCUCACAAAAUUAAAAAAUUCGUUUUUUUUUAAUAUUUUACGGAUCGAAAAUGUGCUACCCUUGUGGAUCCUGCGGACCCUGUAGAUCAUGCGGUCCCUGUGGAACAACUUGUCCGUGCUGUGGCCCGCACAGUCCCCCAUGCGGAGCUCCCUCGCCCAUUCCAUGCUCUCCGGCGCCGGGCUGUUGCUGUCCCCCGUUGCCCGAGGGCGGCAUACCCGAUCCACGGGUCUGGAACUAUUGGAACACCCCGCUAACCUAUCCAUGUGGCUUCUAGGAUCGGACUAGCGCUCACCCUGGUCUAGGAGUGGCUAGGACGGAGCACACACUCUUCGAUAAAACACUCCAUCCCUGGUCCUCGACCAUUCCAAGCUUUAAUCAAAACAAAAAAGCAGUUUGUUAUUCCAAUGACACGGACAUGUUGGCGAAGUAUUUGUUGGGCACAUUUCUGGUGGUAACUAAAUUGGAAGCAAGUUGAAUCCCAGUGGCACCACUCGUCAGAGGUCCGUCAAAGAAAGAAGAACGUCGACGGAGAGGAGAACGCUGCGCGGGCCUCGUGGAUGAAGCGAAGAUGCCCCAUUUGAGUGUCAUUCCAGUCAACAGCUUUCUCUACUUUUGGCCGAAAGCUUCCCAAUUUUGGCAGAAUCCCUUUGUCGAGUGUGGCCACUUUUUUGGCAAUAAAUGCACCUUAGAAUAUUCAUAUUA
Molecule: messenger RNA, 792 nt
Organism: Drosophila miranda
Lineage: Eukaryota; Metazoa; Arthropoda; Insecta; Diptera; Drosophilidae
Product: male-specific sperm protein Mst84Da-like
Exons: 2
Coding region: 140-364 (74 amino acids)
Source: RefSeq, a predicted model, not a curated record